This is a messenger RNA of Xyrichtys novacula (pearly razorfish), 3535 nucleotides long. The record is from the annotation of a GenBank genome assembly. NCBI's taxonomy places the organism in Eukaryota, Metazoa, Chordata, Actinopteri, Labriformes, Labridae.
AUGUGCCUGAACACUGGCUUUCCUUGCAACUGUCUGACCGACGGGAAUCCCUGUGAACCAUGCAGGAUGACGGCCAAAGACAGGGAGCCGGAGGAGGCCCACCUCUCCAACGUCAACACCACGGGUUCAGUGGAGAGCGUGUGUAAACUGGAUUUGGAGGACUCCGGCGGCGGAGCGGCAAAGGCGCGGGGUCGAAACUGGGGAUGGAUGCUGUCCGGGAUCAUUAGUGUGAACAUUUUGAUCCUGGGCAGUGCCCUGGUCAGCAGCAGUGCCUACAACAAUGUGAACAUCAGCAUGCCUGACCUGCAGAUCUUCCUCAUCAUCCUUCUCCUCCUCACCACCAUCUGGAUGAUUUAUUAUGUUAUCUACACAGCAAGGAAAGAAAAUGCUGUCAUUUACAAAGAUGGACAUGCUGGACCUGUGUGGCUCAGAGGUAAGUUGCUGCUGUUCUUGCUGUAGAGUGAAGUUUUCAGCUUCUCCUGCAUAUUUAGGGAAAGUUUCAUGACUUUUCUUCUUGUCUGUUUUUCAGCUGGACUCGUGCUGUUUGGGAUCCUCAGUAUCAUCAUGGACAUUUUCAAAAUUGCCAGCUACGUGGGCUACCUUCACUGCGACUCUGCUGUAAAGGUUGCUUUCCCCGUGGUGCAGCUCGUCUUUAUUCUUGUGCAGGUAAAAAAUGAGACAGAAAUUCAACAUUUACUCAGUCCUGUGGAAACGCAAAGUGUUAAAGGGAUGUUUUUCUCCGCAGACUUACUUCUUGUGGAUCCAUGCCAAGGACUGUGUGCAGCUACAAAGGAACUUUACGCGGUAGGUGAUUAAUGGAUUUUUGUCUUUGUUAACAUACUAACCCUGAGGGGAUUUAUUCUGAAAUUUGAGAUUAACCUCGACAACUGAGGAUAUUUUUACACUUAAGCUGCUGGCACAAUGCUGAUGUUUUAUUGCCAAAACGGGAGAUAGCUCAUCGGUCGGACCAUUAGAAAGCUCUUUCGCUGUAAACUGUAACAGAGCAGCAACAGAAAAGUACUUUCUUCAAUGGUUUAAUAAUUAAAUUCAAUGUUUAGCGAUGACAUAACUCAGUGAGGGGAAAAAUAGACAUAGUAGAAAAUAGAAAAUAGACAAAAACCUUCAGUUUUGUAUUCACCGUGGUGGACUUGUGAAACCAGCAAAUAUUUACAUUGCAUUCAAGGUAAGGCAAGGCAUGACAAAUGUAUUUGUUUAGCACGUUGCAGCAACUAGGCAGUUCACACAAGUUAUGAAUCAUGACAGAAAUCACAGAAACACAUGGAAAAAGAACGUUUUAAAAACAUGUGAAAGACAGACUUUUAAAAAGCCUUUCAAUUUAAUGCAAAGAGAAAUAAAAACAGCAAAAACAGAACAUUAAAAUGCAAUAAUUCAUGUUUAAAAGUGACCUUGCAGUGUUGUAAAGAUAGAUGUUAACAUUUUCUGUAAAAAUAGACAGUUAACAGGUGAGCUGUAAAUAAUAAGCGUUUCAUUCUCUGGGAGUUUGUUCCUGAUAUGUGAAAGAUAAACACUGAAUGCUGCCUCUCUGUGUUUGCGCCUGACUCUCCCAGAUGAAGUGGUCUGGAUAGAUUUUAUUAAUUUGACUCCAGACUAUCCAAUACUUCAUGAAUCGGGUGUAUAUUUAAAAAUCUAUUCUUGUCCAAACCUGUCUCGCAAUUUGGUCUUGGUGAGGACUCGAGCUGCAGCGUUCUGAGUCAGCUACAGUUGUUGGAUUGAUUCAGCAUAAAAAAAGAAAGAUACACUGAUUUAGGCUGCUUAAUAAUUUAGUGAACAAGAUUCAGCCUGGAAAUGCUUUUGCUAUCAUGACUUUGAGUUUUAAUAUGCAAGUUUUUGACUGUAUCUGUUCCCUAAAUGUUUUUUUUUCUCCUUCUCUUUUCAUUCAGCUGUGGGUUGAUGCUCACUCUCUCCACAAACCUAGUCAUAUGGAUGACUGCUGUGACCGAGGAGUCCCUCCACCAAACUGAAUCACCCGAGUACCCAACAAGUAACUCUACUAAACUCCAGGGACGGAGGUUGUACAUCAACAGAGGUAAUAAAAGGAAGUAAAUAAAGCAAAGUCGACACAGCAAUCAUAAAAAUCUCAUUUCUCACUAACUUUUCUCUGUGUUUUGUGUUUUUCAGCUGGUUACGGAGACGAUACGUGCAAAUGCAGCCACUCCUCAUGCAGCAUCUUCAAGGAAGCCUACUACUACUUGUACCCCUUCAACAUCGAGUACUGCCUCUUUGCGUCCGCCAUGGCCUACGUCUUGUGGAAAAAUGUCGGCAGAGUGGUCGACGAUCACACUCACCACAAGAUCAAAUUCACUCUAAAGGGUGUGAUCCUCGGUCCCGUGACGGGGGUCCUCUUAGUGGUGGCAGGUCUGGCAACCUUCAUCGCGUAUGAGAUGGAAAUACAGAAAGAUGAUACUGAUGAGAGCAAGACGGACAAAGCAGUGAUGAUGCACUUUGUUAUGAACAUAGUAAUAGUGACCCUGAUGUCGGUCGUCAGUGUGAUCGGCUGUGCGGUGUACAGAGUGGACCACAGGGAGCACGUGUCAGAUAAAAACCCCACGCGCAGCCUGGAUGUGGGACUGCUGGUAGGCGCCUCCCUAGGGCAGUUCAUCAUCAGCUAUUUCACCAUCGUUGCUAUGGUUGCAACUGGAGCGAAAGGCCACUUGAACAGGCUCAACCUAACUUGGGCCCUCCUGAUGGUGAUCCAGCUCGCCCUGCAGAACUUUUUCAUUAUCGAGGGUUUACACAGGGAGCCUUUCCAUGAGGUGGAGCCGACGGUCUCUGUGCUCUCAAAUCCUUAUGUGCUGCAGCCAAACAAAGAGCUGAGCAGCUUUGAAGGAUCAGAAAUGGACACAAAACCCAGCUCAGUACCCACAGCACACGGCCUUCACGGCCUUCAUGGCCACUCAACAGAGCACCGACCCAAACUGUCGUGGAAGAGACGGGUUCUGAAGGAGGUCUGUGUGUUUCUGCUGCUGGGAAACGUCAUAGUGAGUAUCAUUCAUCCUCAUACAUUCAAAUCCACAUUUUAAAAAAGUCGUUUAAUACUCAACCUGUUCUCCUUUUUCUGUCUUUGGCAGCUGUGGAUCAUGCCAGCGUUUGGAGCUCGCCCCCAGUUUGACCACGACACUGAAACAGAAUUCUACAAAUUCAACAUGUGGGCCGCAGUUGUGAAUGUCGGACUUCCUUUUGGCAUCUUUUACCGCAUGCAUUCAGUCGCCAGCCUGUUCGAGGUUUUCCUUACAUCAUAACACCACAUGUUAAGCUCAUGAAGUGUACAGCUGACUGUUCAGACUCUGCAAGGCUGUUUUGUAAAUUGUAAGUCUGUUUUGAUGAUGCUUUUUUAUUUCACUGUAAUUGGUGGAGUAGAUUUUGACUGACUAUAUCACCACCUCCUCGAUUCAAUCCUGUAAAUGUGACCAUGUACAUGAAUUCAAAAUGUUAUUUUCAAGUAUGAAUUUUUAUGACUAGUUUAUGCUCCAGUCUCUGUAUGCACAUAAUAAAAAGCAAUGUAUUUAACUGCUGA